AUGGAAGAUGGAGUAAGACAGCAAGGCACUGUUGAGGAGCUACAAGAAGGUGAUUGGCAGGACGAGGAGUGUGCGGACGAGGAGUGGCAGGACGAGGAGUGGCAGGACGAGGAGUGGCAGGACGAGGAGUGGCAGGACGAGGAGUGGCAGGACGAGGAGGGGCAGGACGAGGAGGGGCAGGACGAGGAGGGGCAGGACGAGGAGGGGCAGGACGAGGAGGGGCAGGACGAGGAGGGGCAGGACGAGGAGGGGCAGGACGAGGAGGGGCAGGACGAGGAGGGGCAGGACGAGGAGGGGCAGGACGAGGAGGGGCAGGACGAGGAGGGGCAGGACGAGGAGGGGCAGGACGAGGAGGGGCAGGACGAGGAGGGGCAGGACGAGGAGGGGCAGGACGAGGAGGGGCAGGACGAGGAGGGGCAGGACGAGGAGGGGCAGGACGAGGAGGGGCAGGACGAGGAGGGGCAGGACGAGGAGGGGCAGGACGAGGAGGGGCAGGACGAGGAGGGGCAGGACGAGGAGGGGCAGGACGAGGAGGGGCAGGACGAGGAGGGGCAGGACGAGGAGGGGCAGGACGAGGAGGGGCAGGACGAGGAGGGGCAGGACGAGGAGGGGCAGGACGAGGAGGGGCAGGACGAGGAGGGGCAGGACGAGGAGGGGCAGGACGAGGAGGGGCAGGACGAGGAGGGGCAGGACGAGGAGGGGCAGGACGAGGAGGGGCAGGACGAGGAGGGGCAGGACGAGGAGGGGCAGGACGAGGAGGGGCAGGACGAGGAGGGGCAGGACGAGGAGGGGCAGGACGAGGAGGGGCAGGACGAGGAGGGGCAGGACGAGGAGGGGCAGGACGAGGAGGGGCAGGACGAGGAGGGGCAGGACGAGGAGGGGCAGGACGAGGAGGGGCAGGACGAGGAGGGGCAGGACGAGGAGGGGCAGGACGAGGAGGGGCAGGACGAGGAGGGGCAGGACGAGGAGGGGCAGGACGAGGAGGGGCAGGACGAGGAGGGGCAGGACGAGGAGGGGCAGGACGAGGAGGGGCAGGACGAGGAGGGGCAGGACGAGGAGGGGCAGGACGAGGAGGGGCAGGACGAGGAGGGGCAGGACGAGGAGGGGCAGGACGAGGAGGGGCAGGACGAGGAGGGGCAGGACGAGGAGGGGCAGGACGAGGAGGGGCAGGACGAGGAGGGGCAGGACGAGGAGGGGCAGGACGAGGAGGGGCAGGACGAGGAGGGGCAGGACGAGGAGGGGCAGGACGAGGAGGGGCAGGACGAGGAGGGGCAGGACGAGGAGGGGCAGGACGAGGAGGGGCAGGACGAGGAGGGGCAGGACGAGGAGGGGCAGGACGAGGAGGGGCAGGACGAGGAGGGGCAGGACGAGGAGGGGCAGGACGAGGAGGGGCAGGACGAGGAGGGGCAGGACGAGGAGGGGCAGGACGAGGAGGGGCAGGACGAGGAGGGGCAGGACGAGGAGGGGCAGGACGAGGAGGGGCAGGACGAGGAGGGGCAGGACGAGGAGGGGCAGGACGAGGAGGGGCAGGACGAGGAGGGGCAGGACGAGGAGGGGCAGGACGAGGAGGGGCAGGACGAGGAGGGGCAGGACGAGGAGGGGCAGGACGAGGAGGGGCAGGACGAGGAGGGGCAGGACGAGGAGGGGCAGGACGAGGAGGGGCAGGACGAGGAGGGGCAGGACGAGGAGGGGCAGGACGAGGAGGGGCAGGACGAGGAGGGGCAGGACGAGGAGGGGCAGGACGAGGAGGGGCAGGACGAGGAGGGGCAGGACGAGGAGGGGCAGGACGAGGAGGGGCAGGACGAGGAGGGGCAGGACGAGGAGGGGCAGGACGAGGAGGGGCAGGACGAGGAGGGGCAGGACGAGGAGGGGCAGGACGAGGAGGGGCAGGACGAGGAGGGGCAGGACGAGGAGGGGCAGGACGAGGAGGGGCAGGACGAGGAGGGGCAGGACGAGGAGGGGCAGGACGAGGAGGGGCAGGACGAGGAGGGGCAGGACGAGGAGGGGCAGGACGAGGAGGGGCAGGACGAGGAGGGGCAGGACGAGGAGGGGCAGGACGAGGAGGGGCAGGACGAGGAGGGGCAGGACGAGGAGGGGCAGGACGAGGAGGGGCAGGACGAGGAGGGGCAGGACGAGGAGGGGCAGGACGAGGAGGGGCAGGACGAGGAGGGGCAGGACGAGGAGGGGCAGGACGAGGAGGGGCAGGACGAGGAGGGGCAGGACGAGGAGGGGCAGGACGAGGAGGGGCAGGACGAGGAGGGGCAGGACGAGGAGGGGCAGGACGAGGAGGGGCAGGACGAGGAGGGGCAGGACGAGGAGGGGCAGGACGAGGAGGGGCAGGAUGAGGAGGGGCAGGAUGAGGAGGGGCAGGAUGAGGAAAAACCAAGCUUUCAAUGGGAAGAUGCAGCAAGACCUCCACCACCCCCUCAGGUAAUCAAUGAGGGCAAAAAGCUCUACAUGAGUGGGAUGAAUAGAUACCACCAUCAUGGGCAAAACAUUAACACCAGGGCAGCCACUUUGGUGCUGUCUACUAGCACUAGAGGUAGUGUGUUAGGAAGAUUACAAUACCACCACAAAGCAGCCAAAUUUGUGCAGUCUGUGAGUAAGUGGCCACAAAAGGUGGGUUCUACACUGGCAAUGAGGGGGAUCCUCACAUCAGAACGUGGCAAAGAAUCAGCUUCCAGCAAUCUAUGA
Molecule: messenger RNA, 2694 nt
Organism: Schistocerca piceifrons (Central American locust)
Lineage: Eukaryota; Metazoa; Arthropoda; Insecta; Orthoptera; Acrididae
Product: spore wall protein 2-like
Exons: 3
Coding region: 1-2694 (897 amino acids)
Source: RefSeq, a predicted model, not a curated record